Molecule: messenger RNA, 5457 nt
Organism: Magnusiomyces paraingens
Lineage: Eukaryota; Fungi; Ascomycota; Dipodascomycetes; Dipodascales; Dipodascaceae
Exons: 2
Coding region: 1-5457 (1818 amino acids)
Biological process (GO): phosphorylation; phosphorelay signal transduction system
Molecular function (GO): protein binding; phosphorelay sensor kinase activity
Source: RefSeq, a predicted model, not a curated record
AUGCCAACUCCUCGCAAACAGGAAAGUAGCAUUUCACUACAGAUCCCACAGUCUCAACUGCAAGAGACUCUGGUAAGCCAACUAAAUUCUACUCUGCCAGGAAUUGUAGCAGCAGUAGCUUCACCCGCAGAAACAAUAACAAUAACAGCAACUGAUCCAAUAUUAGGAACAUCUACAUCUACAACUACAACUACAACUACAACUUCAGGGUCUACAGCAGCCUCACCAGCAAUAUCUGUGAAAACACCUGCGGGAAACAGUAGCAACAAUAAUAACAAUCCAAUCACCAGUACUCCAACUCCAGUAUUGAAACCAGUCAUUAAGUUUCCACCUAGUCAUAUUCCUCUUUCUCCAGAUGCUUUAUCUACUUUCUAUAUUCCAUUAACAAAAUCAUCAAAAUCUCCAGCAGGUAAUCUAAAAUUUCACAUACAGCAGCAGCAGCAGCAGCAGCAGCAGCAGCAGCAGCAGCAACAACAACAACAACAACAACAACUACCACAAACUUGUUCAUAUUCUUCUUCUUCUUCUUUACCUUCUUUGGCAACUCUGCCAUUCCCAUCAGGCCCUAUUAACCCUAUUGAUCUCUCCAGUCUCAUUUUGGCUCUGAAUCUUGAGACAGAAUUUGACUCCUUUUUCAAUACCCUUGUCGAUAUUCUUCAAUCUCUUUUUAGUGCCACACGCGUAUCUUUAGCAUUUCCAAAUGAUCCAGCUGAUAUUUACAAUGCUCCAUGGGGACUUAAGGGUCUUUGGAAUGGCGAAUCUGAUCUACCUUCACCAUCGUCACAAUCAUCUUCAAAACGUUCGGAGACACCUCGACAUAGUCUAGACACCAUUAAUAUCCCCCUAAAUAAGAUUUCUUCCAAUAAUGAUUUAGAUGAUAGCUCUUGGGAUACCGAGGGCAUUAUGAGUGAUACUGAAGAAGAGGAUGAAGAUGAUUCCUUGUUAACCACUGAACCAACAGGGCCUACUAUCCCUAUAAAAAAUCCAGAAACAACUACAGCUACUACUAUAAAUACAAACCGGCCAGAUCCAACCCAACGUGUCGGAUCUCCAUUCAACUACGUCCCACUUUACUCUUCGUCUCUAAAUUCUCUCUACCAGGAAGAUGUCGAUUUGAUCACUGAAAAGUUUAGCAAUCCGGUUCCAGCUCGUCCCAAGAAACCCAGCAUAGAUAUUAAUGCUACUGAAACUGCCGCAAAUAUUGCCACCCAACUUUUCUCCUCCACAUCUACAUCUACUACACCCACAACAAUCACUCCUGCGCAAACUCAACCACAACCACUUGAAAAACCAGCCACCUUGCGCCAAAAGCUUACUCGCCGUCUAUCAAAAUCUAAGCGUACUAAACAAGAAGAAACUUCACCCACUGUUAAGGUUGAUGCAGGAGGUACUGCUUUUCUUCCCACAGCUCCUACUUUUGUUUCUUCAACCAAGCCUAUUUUAAGUCUUGAAUCAACAACACAAUUGAAAAAUGUACCUUCUGCGACAAGCAAUGAAACAUUUUCAUUAAAAAAAGGAAGACAUAAACAUUCAACCAGCGUCUCGAGCAAUGGAAGCUCUCGAAGCGGAAAUUUUCGGAGCUCUUAUUUGCAGAUCCACCAUCAAACGUCUGCGUCAGCUUCUUCGUUUACGUACCCAAAUUAUUCAAGGCAUACAAACAACAACCACCGCUUUUCGAUUCUGUCGCCGAGGCCACAGAUGCGCCCUAAUCUUGUGGUCUUUGACGAACUCCAAUCAUUGGCAUGGGAAAAGGACCCCUUGAUUGAUUCCUCGAGUAUUAGUAAAAUCAUCAAGUGCGGAAUGACUACCUUGCUACAAAGAAAAUAUUCGCCCAAUGGAGACGUCCUUGCACCUCCAAAGUAUGAAGAAAAGGUUUAUUUUGACAGCGAGCAGACUAUGAACUCGCCUUGGAGCUGCUCUCCUGCUCCUUCUCCAGCAAUACAUGAUUCUCAAGAAAAUCCCUUUUUUAAGGAUUAUGCCGUGUCUCCUAAAAGCACCACUUGUAGAAAAUCAAGCGAUGGUUCAGAACUAGAAUCAGCAUUUUCACAAGGUAGUAGUGAUUCAGAUACUUCAUUUUCAGAUUAUACUAAAAAGAAUUAUGAAAAUUCAUUCAUACUUUCUGGCAUAAAAGAGUCUGUUUCUGCAAUUGGAUGUGAAAACACAGUCAGCAUUAUUCACAUCCCACUUAUCGUCCCGACCAAAGUUUCUAUAAAUAAAUUUUUGGGGAAAAUGGAGUACAACAAUACGUCUCCCCCCAUUGCCGUGCUUUCAAUCAUGUCACAUUUGAUACCAUACCCUGGUGACUUGAGCGAACAUCUUAAGCAAUUUUCUUCUCAUAUUGCCACUGCCUUGGUUAAUGCUAAAGCUCACACUAACCUCAGCAAUCAAAUAGAUUCCAUCACUUCUUCUUCAGUUUCGUUCCGACCUCACCAUAAUCAUAGAUUGUCAGCUGGUAGCGCUGCCACUAUUUAUAGUGGUUCUUCGUCCCUUCAGUCACCUACUUCUACAAUUUCCCCUGAAAAAUCGGCAAGAAGCGCGCGUCAUCGGGAACGUUUGAAACGAAUGGGAUCAUUUGCAUUUAAAUAUGGUUAUGCAAAACGAUUAGGCUAUGCUUCAACAUCUUCAGCAUCUACUUCAAAGAAAGACGACAAGAAAGAUUUAGAGGAUGAAUCACCUCAUCAUCAUCGACCUUCUUUACUCUCAAAUCCUAGUUCUUCGCGUUCAUUGCUGCCUGUGCGGCAUUUACGCAAAAUUCUCGAGUCUAUUCCCAUCCAAAUCUACACUAUGGAGCCUGCCGCCGGUAACAUUUGUUGGGUCAGCAAUCGGGUGACCUCUUACCGAGGUCAAACUUAUGACGAGUUUUGUGCAGAUCCCUACAAGUCUAUCCAUCCAAAAGACAGAGAUGAUUUUAUUUCUUCUCUUCACGAAGCUUUCCGAACUGGCGAGGCUUUUUCACGGAUGGUGUAUCUACGCCGUUUUGAUGGUGCUUACCGUGCUACAAUUUACAGAUGCUAUCCUUUGCGUGAUGAUCGUGGAGUCACUGUGUUUUGGCUCUGUACACUUUUCGAUGUGCAUCAGCAGCGCAAAGCAGAGCUUGCUGCCAUUAAGCGAGCUAAGGAAACGGCAGGCGACCACAAGUACAAAAUUUUGGCUGAAUCUACUCCUAUUAUUGUUUUUACUUUCCACCGUUCUCGAGGGAUUGUUUAUUCCAACAAGGCCUGGUUUGACUUUUCUGGAUGCAAUGCAGAAAAGACUUAUGGGUUUGAGUACGUGAAACGGAUCCACCCAGAUGACCGAGAACGGUGCUUGAUUCAAACAGACUCAUUUAAGAAGCAUACGCUCAACAAUGAGUGGUCAAUCAAAAAUGUUCCACCAAAGGGCUCUUACACAGUCGAAGCACGCUUACUUGAUAAGAACAAUCAGUAUAUUUGGCAUCUUAUCACGUAUACCUCUGUUGAUGCUGAAGACCUAGAGGACGGCAUGUGGUUUGGAACAUGCACUAAUAUCAAUGAUCAAAAGUUAAAUCAAGCCAAGCUUUUGGAAGACAAGGAAGAAGCACAGCGGACAAUUGAGUCCAAGACCAUUUUCCUUUCCAACAUGUCGCACGAAAUCCGCACGCCAUUAAUUGGUAUUUCGGGUAUGGUUAGAUUUUUAUUUGACACACCGCUGACGGCCGAGCAGUUGGAUUACUGUCAUACUAUUUCUUCGAGUUCCGACGCUUUACUCAAUGUGAUUAACGACAUCUUGGAUUUGUCUAAGGUUGAGUCUGGCAAAAUGACACUGACUUCGACUUGGUACCAUGUGCGACGGCUUCUGGAAGAAGCCAAUGAGUUCUUAAGCUCUAUGGCAAUUUCUAAGUCACUCGAGCUUAACUACAUGAUUGAAGACGAUGUGCCCAUGUGGGUUAAGGGAGAUCGAUUUAGGCUGCGUCAGGUGAUGCUCAAUCUUAUCGGGAACGCAAUCAAGUUUACUGAUAAAGGUGAAGUAUUCACACGAUGUAGUGUGAUUAAGGAAGAAAAACAAGAUGUGCCAGAUACAGUACUUCUCAAGUUUGAAGUGAUUGACACCGGACGUGGGUUUACUAGUGAAGAUGAGUUGAGAAUGUUUAAACCAUUUUCGCAGCUGCGGUCUAAUCACCAGUAUCAAGAUUAUAGCGAUAGUCCAACAUCAUCGUCAUCAUCUUCAUCCUGCAGUUCUGGAUCAUCUACGGAAACUGCCAUGAUUCCAUCUGAAGAACCCAAAAUGGAGCCUGUAAUGGCGCCUCCUACAUUUACAUCUCCAGGAACAGGUCUUGGUCUUGUAAUUUCAAGACAAUUGAUUCAGCUUCAAGGUGGCGAACUUUCUUGCAAGAGCAAGCCUGGGAAGGGUAGCAAGUUUGUUUUUACGUGCCGUGUUGACUUGCCCACUGAGUCUGACAAGCCGCCAGUUGAAGAGAGUAUGCGAGUGGAAGAGGUUACUGUUUCUGAAGUCCAGCCAUUGGAUAUUUUAAUUAUUUGUCCAUGCGAGUAUGCGCCAUUGAGCAUUAUUCAUCACAUUAAAAAGACAGUUGCAGAUCCAGUCAAUUGUAAAUGUACUGUGGUGAGGAACGAUAGCAUUUUGAGAGAAUAUCUUUCUGGUAAGAAGCCAUUCCGAAAAUGGACGCAUGUGAUUAUCAACAACUCAAAGUCUGAGCUUGUGGAGACAGCCAAGCUUGCGCUGGAGUGCAACCGGCAAUUUAAAUGGAUGAUGGAAAUUGUUUUGUUGGUCCCCCUGAUUCAAGAGUCGACUAUUAUAGCCGGAAUUAAUGGUGCUGGUGCUGUAGGUCCACAAAAGCUUCCGCCUAGUGUUCGGGUGCUGCAUAAGCCUGUGACACCGACCAAAUAUAGCUUGGUUUUUGAUCCAUCGAAGCAGCGCGAGGCGAGUCGUGAUCUCAAGAUGCGCAAUGCACAGGAGGUUUUAGAAAAUCAAAAAGACAUUUUUAAAACGAUUCAGCAGUUUGUGGGAGACCGACGAAAAGAUGAAGAAUCCGGUGGUUCUGGAACAAGAACCGAGAACGGCAAGUUAAAUACAGAUGAAGGACCGAUGCGGGUACUUUUAGCGGAAGACAAUCCUGUAAAUCAAAAAGUGAUGGGCCGCUUUUUUGACAAGGCCGGACUCGAGUACGAAAUUGCCAAAGACGGUGUUGAAUGUACACGCAAGGUAUUUGAGCAUGCACGAGGGUACUACGGGCUGAUUAUUUGUGAUUUGGACAUGCCGCGAAAGAAUGGGUUUGAAACGUGUAAGGAGAUUCGGGAGUGGGAGCGGCAACAAGACGCAGCGACCGGGAAGCCAGAAUGUCCAGUUGCGAUUGUUGCACUGAGCGCGUAUGUCAUGUCAGACAUGGCAGGACAAUGUGAUCAGGCCGGAUUUACGCGGUACAUUUCUAAACCCAUUGACUUUGGUCGUCUCAAAGACCUUAUUCUAGAGCUUUUGUCUUGA